Molecule: messenger RNA, 3030 nt
Organism: Gambusia affinis (western mosquitofish)
Lineage: Eukaryota; Metazoa; Chordata; Actinopteri; Cyprinodontiformes; Poeciliidae
Product: epithelial cell-transforming sequence 2 oncogene-like
Exons: 22
Coding region: 511-3030 (839 amino acids)
Molecular function (GO): guanyl-nucleotide exchange factor activity; protein binding
Source: RefSeq, a predicted model, not a curated record
GGCGAGAGAGACCCGCUUCAGCAGCUGGACCCCGCUGGGCAACAAGCAGAGCAACCUGCAGCAAUAUACCUCAUAGCAUGCAACAAAGUGUAAUUAAAAACUCUUACUUAAAAUAGUCAGUUCUAUAAACAUUAUUAUGAGAUGAAAACAUCUCAUAUUUCACCUCACAAACCAUGGAUGCUGGGGUCAGAGUCUCAUUCCUCUAAAUAAUACAACAAAUGGUGUAGUCAAAGUCCAGAUUCCCCAGGUCAGAAUGCUUGGCAGUGAUUAGAUGUCCUCAUGUUCCGUCUGCUUCCUGUUUGACCUGAGCUGUUUGAGGAGCGUGUGAAGCUGCUGCUGAACUGGUUUGAUCUGUGGACGGACUCCCAGAGGAAGCGCCUCCUGCAGGCUCUGCUGGGUCGCUGCACCAAGGCGCAGCUUAAGCACUGCAGAAACCUGCUCAAUGACACGGUUCCUGUAACCCGGCUGGACUUCACGGCUGCGCUGCCUCGGUGUCUAUCCCUCUACAUCAUGUCCUUCCUGUCCCCCCGGGAGCUCUGCAGAGCCGCCCAGGUCAGUUGGCACUGGAGGGUCCUGGCAGAACAGGACUGUCUCUGGGCCGGCCGGUGUAUCAAGAGAGGUUGGUUCCUUCCCUACGCUCCAAGAGACAAGGAGUUUGGAGCCUGGAGGAACCACUACGUCUCGUGCGUCUCCACCCUGGACCAGCUAUCUCCUCAGAAAGCAGCCGAGAUAUAUGGGACCCUCUACCAGUCACGCCUGGGGGUGAAGGAGGAGGAAGGGGAGAGGAGCAGGGAGAGGAGGAUUAGGCAGAGACUCAAAGAGGCCCUUAAGGAGGAAAAGAGACUGGCCUUGAUUAGCAGGAGACCAUGGGGUUCGAACCCAACGUCUGACAGAUCCAGAGGUGAAAGGUCACAGACCGUCCUGUCCAGCUCAGAGUUGAUGGUUAGGUCUUGGCCUUCUCUCUCCUCGCCAACGAAGACAGUUGAGUCUCCAGCCACCAGUCUCAGUCCACACAGAGGACAGCACCAGGGUGAAGUUAGCAGACAUUUAGCAUCUCAGCCAAGAGGCUCCUCAGUUCUGGCUUCUACUGAAACAGGGUUGUCCAAGGCUAAGACGGUGCCGGCUUCUCUCCCCCACACAGACUCUGCCGCCAUCUUGCUGCUCAUCUCCAACAAAAUUCCUGCUUAUGAGGUGGUGCUCAGUGGUGUGAAGGCCAGUGUGUCCGUGGUCCUGUAUGACCAUAGAUGGACUCUCUCGGCUCUCUUCAACCAGAUAGAGAGAGCUGCUUCAGGGCACCAAGUGCAGAGGCUCGGCCUUUUGGUUCCAGGAGGGACAGAGGAGGUUCAUCUGGUUAAUGGCAGUGUUCUGUCUCAGAGGACAUUAUCAUCCCCAGAUCACCAGAAAUUCUGGGAAAAACUGUGCGCCUUGGUGGCACCUGGUCAGGAAGGAGGCGGGGUUGAUAUUUUCUGCCCACUGGCUGCAUCUGUGUCGGGACUCGCUCUGAUGUGGAAUCUCUCUGAUCUGACUGGUCUGGAAGUUCGCGCUCCUUUGGGUUUUGCCACAGGAAGUUUCCAGAACAUCCUAAGCGAGUGGUCUGGUGGCAACCAGGACCCAGCAGCUCCAGCUCUAUCCUACGUGACUGACAGCGUGCUGUUGGGCUGGUGUAGACAGGCCCGAUGGAUGGAGGAGGUUCUGGUCCGGCUGAGGAAGUCCCUGGAGCUGCAGCUUCAACAGGCUAGUCUACAAGCCAGAGGCAGAGCUCUGGGACUCUUCCUGUGGGAGAACAUUUCCCUGGAUAGUCUUGGUGUGUGUGGGGAGCUCAGUGAAGCUCUGACAGAAGGACUCACAGCUCUCAGCAGACAGAACGAGAGCCGACCGGUGGAGUUCCUGUCCAGCUUCCUGAUGAAGUGGAGCAAAGAGGACAGAGAGAAGAGCCAAGCAGCAGGUGGUUCAUCAUCUCCAGGUCUACCACCAGGGAUACCACAGACAACUUUAGAUUGGAGAUGUUCAGUUGGAAGAGAGCUGCUCCACAGCGAGCACCUUUAUCUGGGAAGAAUGAGGGCUGUGCUGAAGGUGUACCAGGAGCCUCUCAUGGCGGCGCUGAAUUCCAACAGAGCGAUCCUCAGCUACAUCGACAUCCAGAUCAUCUUCAGCUCUGUUGCACUGAUACUGCACCAGAACGGUGCGUUUCAGGCUGAUUUACAGGCCAGGCUGCAGCGCUGGGGAGCAGAGCAGUGUCUUGGAGAUGUGUUUGUAAAAUUCUGCUCCAAACUGAACGUCUACACUAACUACCUUAAUAAUUACAUCACCACCAUCCACACCAUAGAUAAGUGCAGGGAGGCUAAACCUGCAUUCCGGGCUUUUCUGAAAAGAGCAGACAGAACUCUGCCAACACACAUGCUGAGCCUGCAGGAGCUGCUGCUGUGUCCUGUGUGGCGAAUCCAGGAGUAUGUUACUCUGCUUCAAGCUCUGACCUCACACACUCGACCCGGUCACCCGGACCACCCAGACCUCCGCUCCGCCCUCAACGCAAUGCUCCAGUUCAGAGACUUCAUCCAGGAGUUGGAGAGAAACUCUGGGGCAGACAGGAGGCUGGAGGAGACGCAGGAACUGAUCCAGGGAUGUCCGAGCCUCGCUGAAGGAAACCGACAGCUGAUAAUAACCCAGGACGCCAUGCUGCUCAGGAGUCCAGACGAACAGAUUCCAGACUCACUGAGGGCCUUUGAGCACGUAUGCGACGUGGGACUCUUCCUGUUUAGCGAUGCUUUAGUUUUGACCCGGAGAAGGUUGCAUCAUAUACCCUUCACCGCGACUCACCGGAGCACACACGCUUUCUGGGUCUCUGUGGCUCUCAGCAGCCUGGAUGUCAGAGAAAUCCUACACACACGCUAUGUGCGCCACGCCUUCGUCCUGGACGGGCCGCGCUGUUCGUGGGUUUGUGCGACAGAACAGGAAGAGGAGAGGGACAACUUCCUGUCUGCGCUGCGUUUGGCUAUAAGCUCCUCCCUGACAGAACAUCAGCGAAUUUAA